CUACAUUUAUUUUUUUCUAUGUAUUCCUUGCUUGCAGUUUCCAGUUAUACGUAAUUUGAAGUUUACCACUUGCCUUAUCCUGUCAGAAUCACGCUGGGUUGAGCUUCCUCAGAAUUACAGCAACACACCUCUAACAGGCUGCCAAACACAUACAAUCAUGUCAACACCCAACUGGUCGACAGCACCAAUGGAGAUUUAAACCCUUGAUCCUAGUGGUUAUAAGCUAGCGUUGCUUACUGCUGCAUGCUAUUUAUUUGCUGCUGCACCACCCAGGCAAAGUAAUUGAUAAAUUACAAAGUAACGGGAGUGGAAUAAAGGUAGCAUGUUUUUAAAUUUUAAAAGUAUGCAGGCAUCCAUCUUAGUAUGGAUGCAGGCAUCCAAAUUGAGUAUUAUUGUUUAGGUUAUUGUGGGACCUUAUGAAUGCUCUAGGCAUAACUUCGCAUAGACAGAAAAAUGAGGGGUAGGAGAGCAACUCCAUGUUAAUUCCUAUGAUUUUAGAAUGGGAGUUCCAACAAGCUUACAUCAGGUGUCCACAUACUUUUGACCAUAUAGUGUGUUGCAAUUUUUUUUAAUGCUUUGUCCAUCCCCUGUAUGCUGCAGCAUUUCUGAUGUGCCGAAAUAGUUUAGCUUGUGGAUCUUCCUCUUUCAAUUCUAUGCCUUAAAUACAAAACGCCUUUCACUUCUCAAAAGUCUCUCACUCUUCCACACACGAACGUAUCUGAUCUUUCAGCAUGGGCAACUUCAUAGCAAAUGAAGGACUAUCAAUCUUUGUCAUUCUGGUAUGGCUUGGAAUCAAUGCCUUCCUCUUUGUACACUUCUACAUGGCAUUUCUGGUUGAUCGUUUCUACUACACUAGAGUCAUUCUUGGGCAUGCCCUGUCAUGGGCGCGAGCACCAGCUGCAUGUCUGAAUUUUAACUGCAUGUUGAUACUGCUACCUGUUUGUCGCAACCUGCUGUCCUUCCUCCGAGGCUCCAUACAGUGCUGUAGCCGUACUGCUGCCCGCCAGCUAGACAGAAACAUCACCUUCCAUAAACUGGUGGCCUACAUGAUUGCCUUCCACACAGCGGUGCACACAAUCGCUCAUCUGUUUAAUUUUGAGCGCUUCAUGAAUGCUCAGCUGGAGGCCAAUACCAGCUCACUGACCCAUGUACUCUCUCUUAUCGGCAACGAGGGGAAUGAGUCUUACCUUAAUCCUAUCAGGAGUAAUGAGACGAGCCAAACAGUUGUCAUGUUCACCACGGUGGCAGGACUUACAGGUGUAGUCAUAACCCUCUCCCUCAUCCUUAUCAUCACUUCCUCCAUGGAGGUCAUUCGCAGAUCCUAUUUUGAAGUGUUCUGGUUUACCCACCACCUGUUUAUUGUCUUCUUUAUUGGCCUGGUGCUCCAUGGUGUUGGUCGCAUUGUGCGAUGUCAGACAGCAGAUAGUCUAAAUCACCACAAUCCUACCAAAUGUUACAGCAAGUUUGAGGACUGGGGCUCAGACUCUGCCUGCCCUAAGCCAGAAUUUGCAGGAAACCCUCCUAUGACAUGGAAGUGGGUUGUUGGGCCGAUGUUUCUGUAUGUGUGUGAAAGGCUUGUUCGUUUCUAUCGCUCGCAGCAGAAAGUGGUUAUCACAAAGGUAGUCAUGCACCCAUCUAAAACACUGGAACUUCAGAUGAAGAAGAAGGGCUUCAAGAUGGAAGUUGGCCAGUACAUCUUUCUUAAGUGUCCAUCCAUCUCACACUUGGAAUGGCAUCCAUUCACUCUGACAUCUGCACCAGAAGAGGACCAUUUCAGCAUCCACAUCCGCAUUGUAGGAGACUGGACGCAGGCUCUGUACUCAGCAUGUGGUGGAGACAAAAAUGCUGUUCAGGAUGCCUGGGAACUGCCAAGGGUUGCAGUUGAUGGACCAUUUGGCACAGCUAGCGAAGACGUUUUUCGCUAUGAGGUGGUCAUGUUGGUGGGUGCUGGCAUUGGCGUUACACCCUUUGCCUCCAUUCUCAAAUCUGUGUGGUACAAACAUGUGCAGCAAAACGCCAACGUGUUUACCAAGAAGAUCUACUUCUACUGGCUGUGCCCAGAGACUCAGGCAUUCGAGUGGUUUGCAGACCUUCUGCAAUCUCUAGAGAGACAGAUGACUGACAAGAACAUGAGUGACUUCCUGAAUUACAAUAUUUACCUCACCCGCUGGAAAGACAAAGAGGCUGCACACAUCAGAGUUCAAUAUGAAGCAGAAGAUGACCCUAUUACUGGCUUGAAGCAAAAGACAUUGUAUGGCAAACCCAACUGGGACAACGAGUUUAGCACCAUUGCCAACAGUCACCCAGGGUGUAAAGUUGGGGUGUUUCUUUGUGGGCCAACUCCUCUGGCAAAAGCUCUAGCAAAGCAAUGUCACACCCAGUCACAGUCCGGAACUGAAUUCAUUUUUAACAAGGAAAACUUCUGAUCUGCUGUUUUAGAUGUCCAUUGCUUGCCACAGAGAUACGAUUAUAGUCCAAACUUUAAAUACACUUUUAAAGGAUAUGUAUGUCAUAGCAUUGUUGUGUUCUUUCUUCCAAAAUACCUUUGAAGAAGAAAAUUUUGGACUUUGUGAAAAACUCACCACAUUGUCAGCCACUGAAACAAUUAUCUGAGCCACAAGCUCUGGAAAAGAACCAUGUUCCUCUUAAACUUUUCUAUUUCCUAGCCAACACAAUAAGUGUUUUUGUUGCUUUGUUUACUUUAUGAUUGUGGGAAAGUUUUACUCUCAAAAAAAUACCCUAAAGUUCAAGCAAAAGUCAUAUUAUUCCUAGGCAUUGCACACAUUUUGGUGUGGUUUUACACUUUCAUUAUCAAUAAAGUUGCAUUUUUCUCUAGUUUAAAAUGUAAUAUCCUUUUUCUAUUUUAUAUACUGUGUAUUGUCUGUUGUCCACAGCUAUAUACAACCAGCCAUACCUUACCAGAGUAUGGCUAGAUCAAUAAAUUUUUCAGCUUUACUAUAAACAAUUUACACAUUUUCCAUGUUAGAGUAAUAGAAAAGAAGCAUCCACUAUGUUGUCAAAAGUAUGUGAAUACCUUUUAUUAUGAUUGAGUUUGGGUGUUUCAGUUGCACUUAUUAGUAACAGAUGUAACAAAAGUCUAUUUUAAGUAAGUAGAGUAAAGGCCCUUUCAAGUUUAUAUGCAUAAAGUGAGGUCCAAAAAAUAUGCUCUUAACAAAUGUGGUGUACUGGAACUCUACUCGCCCCAUUGAUUGGAUUGUUCAUUGUGAGCCAGAUUGUCUUGUCCAACAUUAGUGCCUGAACACUGAUGUUAUUUUAACUGUCAGAACCAUUCCAAAAAGCUUUAGCUUGUGUAUCUUGAGGAAGUUCAUGGUGGAUUUUGAGGUUUGUUUUGGAUCAUUGUCCUGUUUCCAUCAAAUGCGGCUCCUCCUUUUUUCUUUGGUAAUUGUAGUCAAAUUAUUUAAAAUGUAUUGCAUCAGUUCACGGCACUUCACAAAAUGCCUCUGGUUUAUUUAGAUGUUAACACAUGUUAAAGGCAGCAUAUUUAAGCAGCAUAAAGACUUGAGACAAUUAAAGGGGAUAACCAUUAUGGCCAGAUGGGUUGAAGGGUAGAUAUUUUGUGGAGAUGUUUUGACAGCAUAUGGUCCAAAUUUUGUCUUAUUAGUGUAAACCUAUCACAUACCAAUGCGCUAAAUAGUAUGCCUAAAUAAUCCACUGCAGUGAUAGAUAUGGUUACACACACAAAGACACAGGGCAUGGUUUGGGACACCAAAUAACCACAUUAGUCAGCCAUUACUUUUUAAUAUAUUUGUACAUACGUGUGAACACUUUGUAAUUUAAAAUUUUUUGUAUUCUUGAAAGCUGCUGUAACACUACAAAUUUCCCCCUGUGGGAUAAUAAAAGGCUAUCUUAUCUUA
Molecule: messenger RNA, 3875 nt
Organism: Trichomycterus rosablanca
Lineage: Eukaryota; Metazoa; Chordata; Actinopteri; Siluriformes; Trichomycteridae
Gene: cybb
Product: cytochrome b-245 heavy chain
Exons: 13
Coding region: 732-2426 (564 amino acids)
Biological process (GO): defense response; superoxide anion generation
Cellular component (GO): plasma membrane; NADPH oxidase complex
Molecular function (GO): superoxide-generating NAD(P)H oxidase activity
Source: RefSeq, a predicted model, not a curated record